Molecule: messenger RNA, 3182 nt
Organism: Larimichthys crocea (large yellow croaker)
Lineage: Eukaryota; Metazoa; Chordata; Actinopteri; Sciaenidae
Gene: bicdl2
Product: BICD family like cargo adaptor 2
Exons: 9
Coding region: 679-1983 (434 amino acids)
Biological process (GO): vesicle transport along microtubule; Golgi to secretory granule transport
Source: RefSeq, a predicted model, not a curated record
UAUAAGUAUAUAUAUAGAUAUAUAGAUUUACUUAUAUAGAUACACUGGAAAACAGUGUCUUAUUGGUUUAUUUUGGGCAAAAGAAAAAUAUUUUUAAGACAUUUUUUAAGCGUGGUGGUUAUUUUUUUCACAUGACCAGAAUUGAUUAGAGUCUUCAGAGUCUUUGGAGUCUGUUCUAGAUACAUUUCUAGGAAAAUAGUGGAGCACAAUGCCUUUGGAAUUCAGGGAGGGGGAGUAGAACAAAGAUAAUAGUUGAGUUGAGCUGGUAUUUCGGUCAGAGUAACAAAAGGACCUGUCAGACAAAAGCUCUUAAAAGCCCUGUGAGAUAAUAUUACUGGAAAAGAACCACUCUGAUACUCACACAAGUCUUCAUACGUGUCCUUAAUUCACACUUACAUUCAAUGAAUCUGUUUUUAAUUCAUUUGUUCUCACCUACAGAGUUGUCUGUGGAGAAGAGAAGAUUUGACUGGCAUGCAUUGACACCACAGAGAAGUUAGAGACACACUCUGGAUUAUAAAAUAAAUUCACCAAACCACUCGAGACCAGACCACCAGGAAAGAGAAAAGGCAUUCCAGAUUUUUACAAAACUUCAUGGCUGUCCACCUGCCACCCAUGUGAGUGUGGAGUACAAGUCCAGAGGAUGAUGCUUUCUAACUGACCCCUACAAGUCUGUCAACAAUGUUCACCCCGAGGAAAAACAGCCUUCCCUCCCCCAGCCUGGAGGAUUCCUUCUUCCCUCUCUCCUCAUCCUCCUCAGUCUCGCUCUCCUUUGCACUCCCGUCAACCGCAUCCUCCCCCAGCGGCAGUGAGGGGAUAGAGACGGAUCUGAUCUUAGCUGCAGAGCUGGGACAGGCUUUGCUGGAGAAAAAUGAGGAGCUGGCAGCCUCUCUGGAGCAGAGUGAGAGGGAAGUAGAGGUGUUACAGCAGGAGAAGCAUGUUCUUCAGAGGAAGCUGGAGAUGAAUGAACUAACGUCUGGGCAGAGAGAGGCAGAGCUGGCGGCAGAUUUAGCUGCCUUGAGGGCUGAGCUGGACAAAUAUCACAACCAGGGCCGAGACCGUCGACGAGAUGAGAGUGAACAGCUGACGCAGUUGGCCAAUCAUAACCAGCGGUUGGUGGAGCAGCUAGCAGAGGCUGUAACUCUGGAACAUUCCUUGAGGACUGAGCUCCGUUCCCUCAGAGAAGAGAUGGAAGAAUCAUCUUUCAGCCGAAAUAUCAACUUCACACAAUUAGAGAAUAUACAAGCAGAGAACAGAGUUUUGCUGGGGCGACUGACACACAUGGAGGCACAACUAAAAGGUUCAGAGGAGGACAGCGAGAGACUCCGCACAGAGAGAGACAGACUGAGGGAGCGACUGUCAGAAGUCCAGAUGAAACUCAGAGAGAAAGAAGCAGAGAUAGAGCAAGAACAGGGAGUGGUGUUUGAGUUGCGAACCUUGAAUCGCUCUCUACAGCAGAAAGCUCUGAACCUGGGAGAAGAGAACAUUCUGGACAGUACACACACCCAGCCUCUGUCUCUGCUUAGUGAAAUUCAGCAAUCUCAGGCUAAAGAGGCCCUUCUAGCUCACUCCACAGUCCUGCAAGCAAGAGAUGAAGAGAUACAAACACUCACAGAGAAGCUGCAAUCUCAACAAGAAGAGCUGGAUGCUUUGAGGGAGGAAAUCAAGCCAUUUAGAAGCAGUCCUGGAACGCCAAGCUACAGUUCCUUAGAGAGUGAACUGGCCACGGUGCGGCAGGAGAAAGAGUCACUAACUCAGCAGCUUCUCAACACCAUCAAACACAAGGUAGCUCUUUCUCAAGAGCUGGAUGCCUGGCAGGAGGACAUGCGACUGGUGAUCAAUCAACAGGUGCAGCAAAGGGAGGAGGAGAGACAGAGGGAAGCAAGUCGAGAGAAAGAUAAUGGAGGAGGACUCCAGAGAAGCAAAUCUUUAAGACUGAAGGGAGAUGGAGGGAAAGGAUUCUUCUCCUUCUUCAAAGACAAAUAACAGAGAGCAAAGAGAGGUGGCAGCAGUUUAAAUGGUGUAUCAGCCUUUUUUGCCAGUGUGAACUCAUGCUGCUAGAUGAUGUACACUGUAAUAGGACUGUUGCAAGGGAAAUGUUUACAGAACUUAUGUUUGAAUAUAUUUGUAUAUAUGCUUGUACAGUUAUCAGUAAUAAGUAUUUAGGACUUUAUAUUAAUUUAAAGCAACCAGUCUCUGUUUAGUAUUUUAUAAUCUGUUGGUCGUCUUCCACCACAGUAUCUUAAAGCUGUAUUUUUACAUGAAGUUGCAUUUUAGUCACUUUUUGUUCGGGCAGAAUGUGAAGAACAGUUUAGACUUUUCUACAUGAGCGGCAAAGAAAGCAUGGUUGAAAAUGUUUGAUGCUGGAGUAAAAAAUUUGUAUGAAUUCUGGGACGUGCUCCAUAAAUGUAGCAAGAGGAGAGACUGAAGGGCAAUAACACAGGCUGAGCUUACACAUUUUGACAUUUGCAUACAUAGGCUGUUGCACAAACGGCGCAAACAUUUGCUUCAAUUUCUGUCUGAACACACUCUGAGGUACAACAAGAUGAACUGUACACAGAAGAUGCAUAUUUCAGCCUCAUACGUCUGUUAUUUUAGCAGCUGAACAUUAAUUGGAGGCUCCCGUGCCUCUGAUCACCAGAUGAAUGUCCAACAUUCACUCAUUUUGUUGUUUGUCUCUAACAAAUCCUGAGAAAAUAUCUGGCUCUUUAACGUGCUAUGUAAGUAAAGUCAAAAUGAGGAGCUAAAGGAGGCUAAAAAGCACCUCGGUGCUGAGGGUGCGUUCAAUCUUAAAUGGUAAUUUUCUGUUGGUUUGUCUGGAUGUACUCUCUCUGACGUCACCCACAGGUUUUCUGAAGAGCUGUUGUGAAGUUCAAAGUAUAGUGGAUCUGGUCUGGUGAGCUGUAUGAAGCCUGGUUGCUCAAACAAGCCACCUGUGACUAUCACCACCUGUCAAUCAAAGCGGCUUCAUUCUUAAUUAUGCAUAACUUUAAGCCUUAAUAAAAUCUGAACAGGCGAGUUUUAAAGGAAUUCACUCUCGGUACAGUUAUCAUUAACAGUGAAAUUAGCAAUAAAGACCAGGCUGUAAACAUAUUUCUGACUUUUUAACAUGGGGGCUUAUGGAGACCUGCUCACUUUUGGAUCCAGCCUCAAGUUGAGACACUUAUGUGUUAGCUCCACUUCAG